UGACGCUGGCAAUAUUUAUAUUAGCGAAUGUGUCCGAUUUCGGCAAUUUACUUACGUGGUGAUGUGUUUAUUUUAAAAUAUUAUUGUUAAAAUGAAACCGUUUUACCUUUUAAUUACCUUGUGGACAUUAGUAAACUGUGAUGAACACACUCAUACCUACAAAGAUGGAGAACAAGUCGUGCUUUGGAUGAAUACUGUUGGUCCGUACCACAACCGUCAGGAGACGUACGCAUAUUUCUCACUACCGUUUUGUGCUGGCACUAAAACUACAAUUGGCCACUACCAUGAAACCCUCUCAGAAGCACUCCAGGGCGUAGAGCUCGAGUACAGCGGACUUGAUAUAGGCUUCAAAGAAAAUGUUCCAUCCCAGAAAUUCUGUGCAAUAGAACUCACUGACCAACAUUUCAAAGCAUUGGUGUAUGCGGUGAAGAAUCACUACUGGUAUCAAAUGUACAUCGAUGACCUACCUAUCUGGGGCAUCGUCGGAGAAGUCGAUGGCGACAAUCAUUUCCUAUGGACUCAUAAAAAGUUUGAUAUUGGAUACAAUGGAGACAGGAUAGUGGAGGUGAACCUCACUGCAGAGAACAGAGUGCUGCUGAGUCCGUUAGCUAAAGUGGAUUUCACUUAUGAAGUCAAUUGGAAAAAGAGUAGCAUCAAAUAUGAGGACAGAUUUGACAAAUAUUUGGACCCCAACUUUUUCCAACAUAGAAUCCACUGGUUCAGUAUUUUUAACAGUUUUAUGAUGGUCAUCUUUUUGGUUGGAUUAGUGUCCAUGAUCCUCAUGAGAACGCUGCGCAAAGACUAUGCAAGAUAUUCUAAGGAUGAUGACAUUGAUGAUCUGGAGAAGGACCUUGGAGAUGAGUAUGGGUGGAAGCAAGUCCACGGGGAUGUGUUCAGACCUGUCCCACACCUGGGUCUCUUCUCUGCCCUAGUGGGCACUGGGUAUCAUCUAACCAUAGUCACUUUAGCUGUUAUUAUAUUUACAAUCUUUGGGGAACUGUACACUGCCAGGGGCUCCCUACUCUCUGCUGCUAUAUUCAUCUAUUCAGCGGUGUCCCCUGUAAAUGGUUAUUUUGGAGGCUCCCUAUAUGCCAGAAUGGGAGGGAAAUUAUGGAUUAAACAAAUGUUGCUCUCAGCUUUCCUACUCCCAGUCUGUGUUUGUGGCACAGCAUUCCUCAUUAACUUCAUAGCUAUGUACUACCAUGCCUCUCGUGCUAUCCCCAUUGGAAGUAUGUUAGCUGUCAUGUCUAUAUGCAUAUUUGUUAUUCUGCCUCUGACCAUGGUUGGCACAGUACUUGGCCGCAACUUGGCUGGACAACCAGACUAUCCCUGCCGCAUCAAUGCAGUGCCAAGACCCAUCCCUGAGAAGAAGUGGUACAUGGAGCCCCUGAUUAUUAUUGUGCUGGGAGGAAUUCUGCCAUUUGGUUCUAUCUUCAUUGAAAUGUACUUUAUUUUCACUUCAUUCUGGGCAUACAAAAUUUACUAUGUUUAUGGGUUCAUGCUGUUAGUUUUUGUCAUCCUCAUAAUAGUAACAGUGUGCAUUACUAUUGUGUGCACCUACUUCUUACUGAAUGCAGAAGACUAUCGCUGGCAAUGGACCAGCUUCCUCGCCGCCGGCAGCACUUCCAUCUAUGUCUAUUUGUACUCCUUUUACUAUUUCCUCUUCAAAACUAAAAUGUAUGGUCUCUUUCAAACUGCUUUCUAUUUCGGCUACAUGGCUUUGUUCAGCUUAGCUCUAGGUCUCAUUUGCGGCACUGUGGGCUACUUGGGCACCAGCUUGUUUGUAUGGAAAAUAUAUUCUACUGUUAAAAUUGAUUAAAUAAGUGAUUGCAAUAAAACCUUCUGUGAAAUUUCUAAUUUGUGGUGGUAUAAAUAGUUUUUUCUCAUUCCAAAUUUUCUUGUGGAUAUGUUUAACUUUAGGAAAUUGCAUCAUAUUAUUUUGUAUAAAAUAUCUAACACAGUUAGAAUUUAUAAAUUGGGUGAUUCUAGAUAGUGUAGUAGAAAAUAUGAUGUAUGCACAAAUUGCAGUGCAUAAUUUUGGCUUUGUGUUAUACUUCUUAUCAUAUUUAUUUCGCAACUUAUUUUUAUUAUAUCCUAAUUACGUAAAUUACACCAAUAAUCUGAUGAUUCCUGCCAUGUUUGGCAUAUUUAGUUUUGAAUAUUCAUGAAAUGCGAUACAACUUGAUACAGCCGGUUUGAAAAUUGUGAUUUACGUUAGGUAGGUACCUACACCUACAUCCACUAUCACAAGAUAUAAUGCCCCUCAUUUGUAACUGAAACUUUGUAAAAUAUACUAACAAUAUAAACUACCCAGUGUGAAUAAUGCGCAGAGAACAUGUGGAAUAAUGAGUGCCGUGGCGUGGCGAAACCUAUCAAUCAAACUGACUGAUAGAUCUACCUAUUAUACUUGAUGAUGAGUAACUUUCCUACUCUAGUUUCAAUUAUUAUGAUAUAUUAUGUAUCCACGGGAUUAGCUCUAUAUCUAGUUAUGGUGUUUUAUUUAUGUAAACUUCAUUGAAAUAUUGUCAUUGUAAUAACAAAUCUUGGUAAAGUUUAAAUUGAGUACUAAAAUGAAACUGCCCCAUAUGACCAUUAAUUUGUAUAAUGCACCAUUAGUAUUAUGUCAUACAUUUGUUAAAUCUUGAUUGAAUAAUUAUAGUCAUAGGACCCGUACCUAAAUGUACCUAAUAUCACGCGUAGUGUAUAAACACAAGAUUAAGGAUGAAUUAUGCAAUGUAUGAGUUUCACUACUUAUAAAUUUUAAGUCACUUGUAAAUAUUAGUAAUAAUAACUUAAUGUUAAUCUAUUAAUUUGCAUUUGGUUAUCGCGAAUUGUAUUUAAAUUAAUGAUUUAAGUUAGAAAAUAAACAAGUCUAUGCCAUCCAGCAUAAAUAUAAUAAUUUUGUCAUAAAAUAAAAUUUUAAAAGUGUA
Molecule: messenger RNA, 2930 nt
Organism: Plutella xylostella (diamondback moth)
Lineage: Eukaryota; Metazoa; Arthropoda; Insecta; Lepidoptera; Plutellidae
Gene: TM9SF3
Product: transmembrane 9 superfamily protein member 3
Biological process (GO): protein localization to membrane
Cellular component (GO): membrane
Source: RefSeq, a predicted model, not a curated record